Molecule: messenger RNA, 1149 nt
Organism: Gracilinanus agilis (Agile Gracile Mouse Opossum)
Lineage: Eukaryota; Metazoa; Chordata; Mammalia; Didelphimorphia; Didelphidae
Product: HAUS augmin-like complex subunit 7
Exons: 1
Coding region: 1-1149 (382 amino acids)
Biological process (GO): spindle assembly; centrosome cycle
Cellular component (GO): HAUS complex
Molecular function (GO): microtubule minus-end binding
Source: RefSeq, a predicted model, not a curated record
AUGGAAGAGUGCUGGCCAUACAGUUGUGGCAGUAGUGAUGAGAAUGUGGCUGCUUGGCAAAUAAACAGGAAUAAGGAGAAGAGAAAAGAGGGGCAAAAAGCAGAGGAAUUAGAAAAGGAUGAAGAGGAGGAGUCUUACCUUACUUUGGAGGUUCUGGAUGUGUUUAAGAGGCUUGUUGACAUAAAAUGUCCCUUCCUUGAAGGUCUUCAUAUUACUGAACUGAAAACAAAAAAACAGUUGCUAUGUAGCCCCUCAAUGUACCGUUUGACCAUUCUGGAAUGGUUGUUUGUGAGACUGUAUCCACCCUCUGAAGAAUUAUUUUCCACUUUUAAGGACUACGAAGCUGAAGAGAAAAUAUUAGAACUGGUUAAACUAGGUAAUGAAUUGAUGUUGUGUGGACCAGAUGAUCAGAAUCUCAUAAAAGGUUAUAGCAAUGUCAAAGAACAACUCUGUUUCUUUAAACAGUUACUGCAUUUGGCCAGCAAUCUGGACCCCGGACAUGCCGACUUCUUCUCAAGUGCAGACAACUUUCACAACUUAGUGAUGAACAAUGAGAUGCUACUACAUAAGUUGUUCAGUUCAAAUGUCCAGCAGAUCCUGAACCCCCAACUGAGCUCUUUCCCUUUGGACAUAGAGUGCCACUUUAAGACAAAGAAAAAGCUGAAGUCAAGCAAGAACAAGGUGAAAGAACUUUCUCAGAAACUGAAUGAAUUCAAUGAAAUGCUUGAAGACCUCAAAGAAUUUGCAAUCCUCCAAGGGAAAAUGCCCAGCAAAGGCAGCAGCAACAACAUAAGUCAGGCUUUCCGUGUAACCCUCUCUGAUCUCCACCAGCUGAUUGUUGCCUUUUUCCAUGUCUAUGAAACUGAAUGGCAGGAACAUACUAACCGCCCAACCCCUAAUAUCAACCCAUGUGGCUCACAAUUUCACUCUGUGUAUGAGAUACUCACUCUCUACAACCAGGAACUGAAAGCUAUCAGUGAAGUUAUUAAUACCUCCAAGAAUGUAGAGAAAAUUGUAAAAGGACAGAAACCAGAGAAAGUCUAUGUGGCUAGAGAGAACUACAUGAUGUCUUUGGCCUCAAAAAUGGAAAAACUGAGACAAAAACACAAGCUCUUCCAAGAUCCUCUACAGAAACCCAAUGAAAGCUAA